Rhodotorula graminis WP1 is the source of this 1167-nucleotide messenger RNA. RefSeq lists its product as uncharacterized. Gene Ontology annotation, biological process: zinc ion transport; transmembrane transport. Gene Ontology annotation, molecular function: metal ion transmembrane transporter activity. Bases 1 to 1167 code for a protein of 388 amino acids. Lineage: Eukaryota; Fungi; Basidiomycota; Microbotryomycetes; Sporidiobolales; Sporidiobolaceae. The record is from RefSeq and is a predicted model, not a curated record. Gene Ontology annotation, cellular component: membrane. The transcript is spliced from 2 exons.
AUGGGCUUCGCUCGCCUGCUCGCCCUCGCCACUGGCAUGGCAGUCGCGACCCUCCUCGCCGCCUUUGCCCCACUCGUCGUCCACCUCUCGCCGACCACCCUCACCAGCGUCAGCGAGCUCUCGGUCGGCAUCCUCGUCGGUGCCGCCUUGUCCAUCAUCCUCCCAGAAGGCGUCGCAGCCGUGUUCGAAAACUCGAGCCACGACGACGGCGACCACGACGACAACGCCGCUUGGAUCGGAGGCGCUCUCCUCUCGGGCUUCCUCCUCAUGUACCUCCUCGACAACCUGCACGGCCACGACGAGUACCCCGACCCGAACCCGCAGCCGCACCUCCACCCACGGCACCACCACCGCCCCAACCUAAGCGCGACCCCGUCGCACCAGCCCCUCCUCGAGCCCCUGCGCACCUCGGACGAGUACCCGCGCCGGGACGUCGGCGGCAACGGUCACGGCAGCGAGCACUGGCGCAGCGACGAGGAGGGAGGCGCCGCGUCGACGUCGACGUCGAGGAGCCGGUCGCCGAUGCCGUGCAACGACGCGCACCUCAUCACGGCCGACGCCUCGUCCGUCUCGACCGUCGUCGGCAUGCUCACGCACAGCCUCGCCGACGGCAUCUCGCUCGGCGCAUCGAGCCUGCCCCUCGCCGCCGCCGCCGCCACCGCAGCCGCCGCAGGCGACGCGCCCUCGUCGUCGUCCCCCCUCCAGCUCGUCAUCUUUGUCGCCAUCCUCCUCCACAAGGCGCCGACCGCCUUUGCGCUCUCGUCGCUCCUCCUCUCGUCGCCCGCCACCUCGCGCGCCUUUACGCGCCGCGCCCUCGUCCUCUUCUCGCUCGCGGCCCCGCUCGGCGCCGUCGCGACCUACGCCCUCCUGUCGCUCGUCGGCGCCCACGGCGGCACCGGGUCGGCCGCAGGGUGGUGGACCGGCCUCGCGCUCGUGUUCAGCGGCGGCACGUUCCUGUUUGUCGCGACGCACGCCGUCCGGGAGCAGGAGAAGCGCGCAGAGGGCCACGGAGGAGGAGGGGGAGGGGGAGGGCACGGGCACGCGCAUGGAGCGGACGGCGGCGAGGGGGCAGAGGGGAGGAUAGGCGACAAGCAGAGGCUGGCGCUCGUGCUCACGGGCAUGGUGGCGCCGGCGUUGCUGUCGCGUCUCGUCGGGCACGGCCACUGA